Molecule: messenger RNA, 780 nt
Organism: Nycticebus coucang (slow loris)
Lineage: Eukaryota; Metazoa; Chordata; Mammalia; Primates; Lorisidae
Gene: HSPB2
Product: heat shock protein family B (small) member 2
Exons: 2
Coding region: 39-587 (182 amino acids)
Biological process (GO): protein refolding; response to heat
Molecular function (GO): structural constituent of eye lens; protein folding chaperone
Source: RefSeq, a predicted model, not a curated record
UCGGGCCUGGGCCGCCGCCGCGUCCGCACUGCGCAGCCAUGUCCGGCCGCUCAGUGCCACACGCCCACCCGGCCACCACCGAGUACGAAUUUGCCAACCCGAGCCGCCUGGGUGAGCAGCGCUUCGGAGAAGGCCUCCUGCCAGAAGACAUCCUGACCCCCACGCUCUACCACGGCUACUACGUCCGGCCUCGAGCCGCCCAGGCUGGGGAGGGCAGCAGGGCAGGGGCCUCAGAGCUGAGGCUCAGUGAGGGCAAGUUCCAGGCGUUUCUGGAUGUAAGCCACUUUACCCCAGACGAGGUGACCGUGAGGACUGUGGACAACCUGCUGGAGGUGUCUGCCCGGCACCCCCAGCGCCUGGACCGCCAUGGCUUCAUAUCCCGAGAGUUCUGCCGCACCUAUGUCCUGCCUGCGGACGUGGACCCCUGGCGAGUCCGAGCUGCCCUCUCGCACGAUGGCAUCCUUAACCUGGAGGCGCCUCGGGGUGGCCGACAUUUGGACACAGAGGUCAAUGAGGUCUACAUCUCCCUGCUCUCAGCUCCUCCUGAUCCAGAGGAAGAGGAGGAGGCAGCCAGAGUUGAGCCUUGACGGUCCCAGGCCCAGCCCCCAGCAAGUCCCUCUCCACCUCCCACGUUGACGCCAGCAGCUGCCGGCCAAAGGUGCAGCCUCCUUGGGGGAAGGAAAGGACGCGUGGUCCACAAUGUAUGGUUUGGUCCCAAGGGACGUGUCAUAGCCUUCAGUUUAGUUUUGGAUGGAGCCGAAUAAACCCAAAUCUCAGGGC